AUUACUUAUACUCGAUGCUCAGGAUUCGUACUUUGAAAUUUUGUAGUUAUAACCAUUAGCUAGGAUGUCCCGUUUGGUAUCAAGUGAUAAAAUGACUGUUGCGUUCUACUAGUCCCGAUUCUGUGCUGUUACUGUUCAUAACGUCAAAAUGAUGAGCCCGGUGCCAGGGGUUAAGCGCAAUAUAAACAUCAUUGCCAAUGAUGUAGAGAAAUAUGAUAAGGUUUUGCAUUCGAAUUUGAAUGGAGCACUUAUCGAGAAAACUCAUGUGGGAUUAAUACCAGGUAGAAAUGGUCAGACAUUGAAAGGGCAGGGCAUAGAGAUUCAAGACACUGCUGUUUCCAUCAUUCAAAAUGACAAUGUCACUGCUGAAAAAAGAAGAAUUAUGGGAAACCAAUCUGUUCCAACGGCAAUCAUUGAUCAGCCUUCUGAAAAAGAAAGAGGAGACACAAUUCAAAAUAUAACUAUUGGCACAAAAAGGCUCUUAGAGAAUCAUGUGAGAAUGGAAGACCUCAGCAUAAAAAAAAAGACUUCCCAAAGUCGGCAAGUAAACCCACUUAGGCAAAGAAUCACACCUCGGAUAAAAAAUUUGAUAUUGAAGAGGGAAUUAUCUGUCCAAACAUUGCUCCCACAAACGCAUAAAGCUAGUGAGUCAAACCGGAGUCAAAUUAUUCCAUCGAAUGGGCAUUUGAGAUUAGACUCACCAUCCACUAGCCAAGAUGUGCCUACAGGGAUUCGUUACAUACCUGAAGAUUUUGAUUCAGGUAGUUCGGAUUCAGAAGAUAUCACAACACUUCCGACUGAUGGAAGUCUAACCAAGGAUACGAACAACACACAAUAUGAGAUUAUAGUGAGCAAGUUGACAUCCUUUCGCUGUCCAUCUGUACAUUGGGUAUCAUGUAUGGCAUAUGGUAAUGUGAUGUGGAUGCUCUGGAAAAAGGAUUUAUCAGGCAUUGAUAGACGUGUUGUUAUUUCUCCAGAUAUGAAGCUCCAAGCAAUAACUGCAUACGAAAUCCAUGUACAGAUUUUUAUGGGAGAUCAAGUGGUGUCGGUGCCAGAAUUAGAGAAAAUUGACUUUGCCAUUGAAGUUGAACAAGUAUUAGUAUCUGUAGCGAUGAUGUUUCUUUGUGAAUCAACUGGCAAUGGAGAGAGAAUACCAGAAUGUGCUGGGUGGCUCCUUGAAAAAAGAAAUAGGCGGACUGGCCGCAUAAUUAGGCAGUGUGAUGUAUGCAGCAAGCUUAAGAAAGUCACUAAGUCUCGUCAAAUGAAAAAACUCAUGAAACAGCACGAAAAAGCCUUACAAAUGAAAGCUAGCUACGAAAAUAUGCUUCGCCAUAAUGCGCUGCUGGAAAAAGAGGUAGCAGAUCUAGAGCUGCAGGUUCAAACUAUGAAAGCGCAGUGCAUUCAUAAUAAAUGAAAAAGAAAUUAAACAAUUGCAUUCAUCAUGCAGCUUCUGAAAGUCAAAGGGUUCCAAGUGAAAUAUGAGAAUGAAUUGACACGUAAAUAUCCUGAAAGGUUUCCUAACUUUACCGAAAAGUAUUGGCUGUGGUGAAAGAUGAGGAGUUUCGAUCGCAACCGAUACACUUCUUUGGGUUCGGUCUCGGAACUUACAUAUCAUGGAAGUUACGGUGGAUUCCGUAAUAACUUAAGACCUAUUUGAUACUUCAUGAAAUUAUUCUGGAAUAAUAUUAUAUUCAUGUACCUUGAUCAUAAAAUGUUUUAAUCCAUAAGAGAUCGGUCAAUACACGAAGUUUUGGACAGUA
Athalia rosae (coleseed sawfly) is the source of this 1760-nucleotide messenger RNA. RefSeq lists its product as uncharacterized. NCBI's taxonomy places the organism in Eukaryota, Metazoa, Arthropoda, Insecta, Hymenoptera, Athaliidae. The record is from RefSeq and is a predicted model, not a curated record. Bases 149 to 1414 code for a protein of 421 amino acids. The transcript is spliced from 6 exons.